Molecule: messenger RNA, 4534 nt
Organism: Bemisia tabaci
Lineage: Eukaryota; Metazoa; Arthropoda; Insecta; Hemiptera; Aleyrodidae
Source: RefSeq, a predicted model, not a curated record
UCGCUUCGCUUGUGUGACACGUUACUAUGAAGGAUGGUAUCGUCGUGGUGAAUCUACUGUGACUUCCGAUUCCCAUCUACAGGAUUGCGUCAAUCAGUGAAUUUCCUACCUCUUAGAUUUGAUGAGAUUGUGAUACCUCCAAGCAAAAGCUCACGAUAGAGAACAGACCCGUUUUACCGUCCUAAUUCCGUAAUCCAGCUCCAGAUUUUGCAUACAGCCAUCCUACAUACUGCUCUAUUACAAAGAAACUUGCAUGUCUCAUUAUUUUAAAUUGAAUUUCCACAGUCACUUUAAAAAUAUAAAUGGUGCUCGUUCGUUUUUAUGGUGUGGAAUGUUUUGUCGCGAGAAAAUCGAACAUUUUUAGGAUGGACUCAUUGCUCUAUUGUAUCGGACCGCAAGCAGGGCUCUUAGAUGUGCUGAAAAAUCAGUAUUUGCGCGGAUUUUUGACUUUUGUGAAUUUUUCAUGGUAAUCAAUUUGUUGAAAAAGACUCGAGAACCUAAAAGAACACCGAUUUAAGUUAGCUUGCUACGGUUAAGUAAGCUGAUACGUUAUCACUGUAUAGUGACGGAAAUUUCUAUUUCUUCAAGGUGUAACAGAUUGCUAAAUUACAUGGGAUUGGACAUUACCUCGGAUGACUCAUUGAAGUUAUAAUGAUAUAAGUGACUUUAAAAAUGGACACACGACCCGGAUCGCAGCUGAAAAGUGAGCUCAUUUUCGGCGAUUUUACAGAAGAUGAUGAUUGUAAAGCAGAUCUUUGGCAGAGGACCAACUUCCGCAAUAAAAAGGAAAAUGAUAAGCUGCAGCCAAUUGUGAAUCUAGUAAAUGUUGAUGUCAAAACAACUGGUGAUGAUUCGUAUCAUUUAGAUAAUAUGCAUCAGAGGCCGAUAUUGCCACUUGCAAAACCGCACGUCAAAGUGGACGGUCCAGAAGAAUCUAACUCUGAUGAACACAAAUUUGUCACUUCGUCAUUACUGUUGAAGAUCAAGACAGAGGAAGCAGAGGACGACAAAACUCAACUUGCAGGGCGCUCAAACGCUAAUGUUGUCCUUCAAUUGGUCUCGAAGCCGGAGCCAAAUAUCGAAUCUUCUGAUGGGAUAAUGACAUUCGGGUUGGUGAAUUUCAAAUCAGAAAUCAAGCUGUCAGAGGAGCUUAUCUUAGACGACUUCGAAGGAGACUCAGAGGGUAUUCACCGGGAGACGAGCUAUGGCGACUUUCAUGAUCGGCUAAAUCCAGUUGUCGUCCUGGAGAGAUUUGACCUGCAUCUAGCAGGCAGCCGCUCAAAUCCAUCAGAAGCUAAACCCUCAUCGCAAUUUCUGAACGCGUUUCUCCAGGUGAAAACUGAGAUGGAUUUCGGUUCAUGUCAUGCGUGUCAUCACGAUGAGGUCAAAGACAAUCCAGAGAUUUACAACCUGCCCGUGAAUCAUCAAAAGUCGCCUGGACACAAAUCUCAACAUUUCUCCGAAUCAAAAUCCCGAGGAAAGAUUGUUUCAAACAAAGAUGAAAACCUGCCUCACCAUAUCUCUGCAAAUUCCGUUCAAGUAGAAGAUCAUUUUGGUUCCCGCAAGAAAUUUUUAAGUUCAAAAACUGCCUCUGACCAUGCUUACAACGGUGAUCAAGCUUUCGCGAGAGGCUCAAACUCAACGGACAUUGUGGAGCUUCAAACCGAGUAUCAAUCUCUCUCAAAAAAUCGACCUUCCUCAAACGAUAAUUUGUUUGGUGGAUUGAAAUCAAGAGCUAUAUCUGAAAGGCACAAAACGGAAAUUGAAAUCAGCAAUCGAAUUUCCUCGUUUGAUCAAUGUGUUAAGGAAUUUAAAUCGAAGGCUCAGUUACGGUCACAAGUGGUGCACGUCCAAAGCAUCGAUCAACCCUACGCAUGCGGUCAGUGCUCAAGAAAAUUUAAACAGAAGGAUAAUCUCAAGAAACAUUUGUUGUUUGUCCAUAGCGACGAUCGACCCUUCUCUUGCGGUAAAUGCUCUAAAAAGUUUAAAACUAAAAAUGCAUUAAGGAAACAUUUAAAUCAGGUUCAAUGCGAUGAUAGCCCUUUUUCGUGUAGUCAUUGCGCAGGAAAAUUUAAAUCCAAAGGUGAUUUAAAGUCGCAUGUGGGAUGUGUCGUCAGCAUCAAUCGACCCUACUCAUGCAAUCAGUGCUCAGGAAAAUUUAAAACGAAGGGUCACUUACAGUCACACGUAGUGACUGUCCACAGCGCUGAUCGACCCUACUCAUGCCGUCAAUGCUCAGGAAAUUUUAAAACGAAGGGUUCAUUAAAGGAACAUGUCACUCACGUUCACUGCGAUGAUCAACCGUUUUCGUGUGAUCAUUGUGUUAGUUCAUUUAAAUCGAAUGCUCAGUUACAGUCACAUGCACGGUACGUUCACAACGUCAAUCGAUCUUACGCAUGUGACAAGUGCUCAGGAAAAUUUAAAACGAAGGGUCACUUACAGUCACACGUAGUGACUGUCCACAGCGCUGAUCAACCCUACUCAUGCCGUCAGUGCUUAGGAAAUUUUAAAACGAAGGGUUCAUUAAAGGAACAUGUCACUCACGUUCACUGCGAUGAUCAACCGUUUUCGUGUGAUCAUUGUGUUAGUUCAUUUAAAUCGAAGACUCGCUUAAAGGCACACCUGGCGAUUGUUCACAGCGCCGAUCGACCCUACUCAUGCGGUGAAUGCUCACAAAAAUUUAAAAUGAAGAGCAAUCUUAAGGACCACAUGUUGCGUGUUCACAGCGACGAUCGGCCCCAUUCAUGUGGUCAAUGCUCAGCAAAGUUUAAAAUAAAGGGGUCAUUAAGGGAACAUGUCACUCUGGUUCACUGCGAUGAUCGACCCUAUUCAUGCCGUCAAUGCUCAGGAGAUUUUAAAACGAAGUAUUUAUUGAAGAAACAUGUAACCGAGGUUCACUGCGAUGAUCGACCCUAUUCAUGCUGUCAAUGCUCACGAAAAUUUAAACGGAAGGGUGAUCUUAAGAAACACAUGUUUGUCCACAGCGACGAUCGACCCUUCUCUUGCGGUCAAUGCUCAAGAAAUUUUAAACGGAAGGCUACUCUUGAGAGACACAUGAUUGUCCACAGCGAAGAUCGACCCUUCUCUUGCGGUCAAUGCUCGGGAAAAUAUAAAAGAAAGGAAGUUUUGCGGCAUCAUGUCAUACAUGUUCACUCCCAUAAUUGACAGGUUUUGAGUAAAAAUCAAAUACAUUAUUUCAGAUGCAUGUGAGGAUCUCCACAUUGGUGAUUGACCUUUUUGAUGUAGUUAUCGCGCAAGAAAACAUAAAUCAAAGUUUGCAGUCAAAGAGCAUAAUUUGCAUGUCCACGACAAAAAUCGGUCCUUUCAGCGUCGUUAGUGUGCAAGAAAAAAAAACAAAGAAUGGAUGGAAACUACACGUGAUGCAUUUCCACGGCUCACGUGAGUGAUCGACUUUUCCAAUGUGGUCGGUUCUGAGGCUAAUUCAAAGCGAAUGAGCAUUUAAAGAAGCAUGUGCUCGCCUGCAUAUUGGCAGUCGACCCUUUUUCGUGUGACCACUGUCCAAGCAAAUUCAAGACGAAAUAUGACAUGCGGUUUUAUACGAGGGGCUUGGAUGACAAGGCGCAUAAGUGCAGUUUUUGAAAAAAUCGAAAUAUUAAUGAUUUCAACUGAAUCUAGUCUUAAAAAAAACUCUGUGAAAAAUGCGCUUCCAAAUUCCAAGUUUUAAACAUCAAAAGUCAGUUUGAACUUUCUUUCCGCCAUAAGGAUCUAUGUAAUUUCGAAACUUCAAGCACGUAUAUCUCGAAAUAGAUAAAACUGCACUUAUGCGCCUUGUCCUCCAAGCCCCUCAUAUGAUGUACCUAUGUUCACCGCGGAAAGGUUGUUCUCGAGUGAUCGGUGCACAAAAAUAUUUAACGGAGGUAUCAGUUGAGGGGCUAGGAGGACAAGGCGUAUAGUUUUUGUUAUUUCGAUAAAUACGUGUUUGGAGUUUCGAAAUCACAUGGACCCGUAUGGCGGAAAGAAAGUUCAAGUUGACUUUUUGAUGCUUCAAAAUUGGAAUUUGACUAUUUUUACUUGUAAUCAAUAAUAUCUCCAUUUUUUCUAAAACUGCACUUAUGCGCCUUGUCCUUGGAGCCCCUCAAUUACGGAGACAUGAGAUAGCUGUUCUUAUUGACUGGGUGGUUCUUAAGUUAACAUACUUAAAGCGAGGGCUGCUCUGAAAAGUGCAAGGUAAUUUUUCCUAAUUAUUUUCCUACUACAAGUUUCCCAAAUACUUUUUUCUACUAUUUUUUCCAUUUACCGUAAGUCUUAUAAAUGAGACGUCCUAUUCGCUUUUUUUCUAAGGGCAAUUUUCCUAAUUGUAAUUGAGACUGAAACAUGAGAAGAACAGAAAGAUGUCGACCAAACUUCACUACUUAGAUUGGUAUUUGGGAGACAACUCUAUAAUUUUAACCAAUAUAUUGAACUUGUGAGGUAUGUUAUGUUGUUUACAAAUUAAAUUAGGACUAAUGCCUGUAGGGAUAAAGUCAAUGGCAAAUACCACUCUCAGGACUAACUGCAGUGGGACAAAAAACGA